AUGGCUUUUGCCGAAUUACUUGAGCAGGUGGGUGGGAUGGGACGCUUCCAGAUCAUCCACACAGUACUGCUCACCAUCCCCAUCCUCCUGAUGGCCAGCCACAACCUUCUCCAAAAUUUCACAGCGGCCAUCCCAGAUCAUCACUGCCGGAUCCAUAUCAACACCAAUGGAAGCGGGUACCCAAAUGCGACGCAUCAACUCGGAGCCAGCGAUCUUCUCAGGCUUGGAAUCCCCCUGGAUGGCAAACAGCGGCUAGAAAAGUGUCGGCGUUUUGUAGACACCCAAUGGCAUCUCCUUGGCCGCAACACGACGGCAGCAAACAUGACCCAGAUGGACACGGAGCUUUGCACUGAUGGAUGGGUGUACGACCACUCGGUGUAUACUGCUACCAUCAUCACAGAGUGGGAUCUGGUCUGCAACCUGCGGAAACUCCGGGAAGUGGCCCAGUCGAUCUAUAUGGCCGGUGUGCUGUUUGGAGCCCUGGUUCUUGGAGGGCUGUCUGACAGGUUUGGUCGCAAAGCUCUCGUCCUUUGGUCUUUCCUGCAAAUGUCCGUGACGGGGACCUGUGCAGCCUUUUCCCCCAACUACAUCUCCUACUGCGUCUUCCGGUUUCUGAGUGGUAUGGCCCUCUCCGGAUUCGGCCUCAGCAUCGCCUGCCUGAUUGUGGAAUGGAUUCCCACACGGUACCGCACCAUCACGAUUGCCAUGACGGGCUUUUCGUACACGCUGGGCCAGAUUCUCCUGGCUGGUUUGGCCUACAGCAUCCGGGACUGGCGUUGGCUGCAGUUGGCGGUAUCGGCGCCAUUCUUCCUCUUCCUCUUUUACUCCUGGUGGUUUGCGGAGUCGGCUCGCUGGCUCAUCCUGGCCGGAAAGGCCGGGAGGGCCGUCAAGGUCCUCCAGAGGGUUGCACGGGUCAAUGGAAAGGAGGAAGCUGGAAGUGGGAUCACCACUGAGAUCCUGCUUUCCAACAUGGAGAAUGAGCUGUCCACUAUCAAGUCCUCUUACACCAUUUCUGACUUAGUUCGCACACCAGCGAUCCGCCAUAUAUUCUUUUGCCUCUCCAUGGUGUGGUUCUCCGUCAGCUUCUCCUACUAUGGGCUGGCUAUGGACCUCCAGAACUUUGGGGUCAGCAUCUACCUCAUCCAGGUGAUCUUUGGAGCGGUCGACUUCCCUGCCAAGGUGGUUGUGACCAUAACCAUGAGCUAUAUCGGGCGGAGGUUCAGCCUGGCCUCGUUCCUCAUUGUCGCCGGCCUUGUCAUCAUUGCCAACAUCUUUGUGCCUACAGAACUGCAGACAGUUCGGACGGCAUUGGCUGUUAUCGGGAAGGGUUGCCUUUCAGCGGCCUUCAACUGCACCUUUCUCUUCACGACAGAGCUCUACCCAACACCCAUCAGGCAAACCGGGCUCGGCUUUGGCAGCACAAUGGCCCGCGUGGGAGGCAUCGUCGCCCCUCUGGCCAAGAUGCUGGAAGACUACUACAGUGUCUUGCCUCCAGUGGUGUAUGGGGUGGUUCCGAUCCUUUCGGGCAUCACCGCCUGUUUUCUGCCGGAGACUCUGAACGUCGCACUGCCGGAUACCAUUGAAGAAGUAGAGAGCAGGUCCAGGAAAAAGAAGGAGGAAGCAACAGCCGCUGCCCAUGAAAAGAUCCUGCUUCAGAGCCAAGAGAUUGAGAAAGCCUUAUUCAAAGAGGCCUGUUGAGUGUCACAGUCCUUUCGCCUGGAUGCAUCCCUGCUAGCUGAUUCUGGGAAGGAUCCUGACCUUCCAAAUACCUCCCUGGUCGCUUGUUUCGUUUCAUCCCAGGAAACAAAGGGGAGCGACUGAAUUUUCUGGACAUGGAAGCAAUUUAGUCUCUUUUUUAAAAAGCAUCCUUUGGUUUCUUAUUUGCUUAGCAGGAAAUGUCUGAUCGCUCCAGGAUCAAGAAGGGAACCAGCAGGGCAUCCUUUUUGGAGAAGAGCUGAUAUGAAAAGAGAUACAGAGUGCCAUCAUGUAUUUUCUCACCGCCACGAUGGAGAAAUGGCCUUCUCCUUCUCAAAAGCAGGCACUGCCAAUACUGAUUCCAUACUCAGAAACACAGCAAGAAGCUGCCAGCAGUUAAUCAAAGACUGCCUGCUCUGACCGGCAGCAGCUCAGAUGGGGGUCUCUCCCUGUUUCUGAUGCCUUUUAAACGAACAGAGAUGCUAGAAACCGAACCUGGGACUUUAUGCCAGAUGCCACGUUUGUUAUAGGGGUGCACACAUAAUAGGCAGAUAUCUCUAUCGAUGCUCUGUGGGACAAAAAUGUCCGUGGCAUCCAAAGUUUGCAACUUCGCAGGGUCAAAGACUAUUCUCACAGCAAAGGCCAUUCUUGGUUUCUUGUGAAGGGUCUCUCUUAUUAUUUUGCAUUGCCAGCUUCAAUCUGUAAUAAAGGCUACGCACAGCUCA
This is a messenger RNA of Hemicordylus capensis (graceful crag lizard), 2420 nucleotides long. RefSeq names its product solute carrier family 22 member 6-A-like. NCBI's taxonomy places the organism in Eukaryota, Metazoa, Chordata, Lepidosauria, Squamata, Cordylidae. Bases 1 to 1698 code for a protein of 565 amino acids. Gene Ontology annotation, biological process: transmembrane transport. Gene Ontology annotation, cellular component: membrane. The transcript has 10 exons. The record is from RefSeq and is a predicted model, not a curated record. Gene Ontology annotation, molecular function: transmembrane transporter activity.